Molecule: messenger RNA, 1503 nt
Organism: Theileria annulata
Lineage: Eukaryota; Apicomplexa; Aconoidasida; Piroplasmida; Theileriidae
Product: integral membrane protein, putative
Exons: 1
Coding region: 1-1503 (500 amino acids)
Source: RefSeq, a predicted model, not a curated record
AUGGCGAAUAGUGGAAGUGGUAAGAAUGGUUCACCUGCUGAACAAAAUAUAAAAAAUGUUUUAUCUGCUGAACAAGUUAACAAUAAGAGAGAAACUUCUACAGAAUUUAGGUAUAUUCUGUUAUUAGCAAUCAUUUUGGCCGGCAUUUCUGUUCUUCAGACAAAAAGAUUAGUUGUUACAUGUGGAAUGUAUGCGGCGAGAAGGUUUAAGAUUGAUGUUGCUUUGGGAUCGUUGUUCAUUAAAUUGACAUUGAUAUCAGUGGAAAAAUUUUUUAUAUUUGGGAUAAUAUUUAUUACAAUUUAUCUAAUUGUAAGUGAGAGCAAAACAUGGGAUGCAUAUUUGUCAAUAGCUCUGAGUUGGUUGAACCUUAUAGCAUUUUGUAUAAUUUGUGUGGCAUACUUCGGAACAGGAGAAGAUGCAAACAUAAAUUUUUACUUUUGGAGCUUGAAUCUUUCAGCAUUUACAAGUGGUAUGUUCUUUGCAGUUGUAUUUGAUCUUGUAACUAAGGACAUUGUCUUUUUUUUAAUGGGAAUACCCUUGUCAGAAGUUUCAGUCUUAAUUUUUCACUUGGCGUUUGAAUAUUUAUACCAUUUGUUUUUUACAGAACAAAUUGAAUAUUUCAUUGUUAUGAAUCAAAUAAUAGGCGCUUCAGGACUGUGGCUGUUCACAGCAUUGUUUUGGACACUAGCCUUUCACAAUUAUUAUCAUAAAAGUAAUGAGCAUGUAAUUCAUAAUGAAAAAACAUUGGAAUCUGGAACAACAAAAGAUAAAGAAAAAGAAAAAAUGACAUUAUAUAGAAAAUUUUUAAAAGUCAGUUCUCCUACUUUUAUUAUUAUUUUCACGUGUUUUUUCGUCUAUUUCUUUCAUCCAGGAAUACUUCCUUUUGAUUUCUUGGAUGAUGAUACAGGAUAUUACAUUAUAUUGAUAGGAAUUGGAGUUUCAGCAAUUCUCACUGUAGCUGUUAUUAUUUUAGCUUUUUGUGGCAGUGGUCCAAAUCAACCUUGGGAGAAUAAAGUUUAUUCCUACCAUUUACUGUGGAUCUUUCCAGUGAUUUACACUGUUAUAGGGGUUUUAGUUAUCUAUACAAUUCAUUAUCCUGAACGGAAAAUUUCCAAAUUUAUAGCGAAAAACAUAUUCAUUAUAGGAUUUUUUACAGUGUUUCUAAAAUCUACAGGAGAUUUCAAUGAAAUCGUCUGUUUAUCUGCAAUUGGUAACCAGAGACGUGAUGAUGAUGAUGAUGGUAAAUUAUCGGCCGGAAUCAACUCAUUAUUAAGAAUAUUAAUAUGUAUUAUUAUGUUUGUUGGAAUGGGAUAUGAAAAGGCAAUACAUAAAUACAACAAAGACAGGGAAAACUGGCCAACAGAAGGAUACUCAUGGGUUUUCUCACUAGUUUUCUGGGUUGGCAAAUCAUUAGAAGAAGGAUACAAGUUAUUAGUAAGCACAUUUGUACUUGAUCUUCACAGAGUAUUUGAAGUUGGUGGACCAGAAGGUUUAGAAUAUUGA